Molecule: messenger RNA, 945 nt
Organism: Cadophora gregata
Lineage: Eukaryota; Fungi; Ascomycota; Leotiomycetes; Helotiales; Ploettnerulaceae
Exons: 2
Coding region: 1-945 (314 amino acids)
Source: RefSeq, a predicted model, not a curated record
AUGAGUCUCGAAGUAAUCUAUGUAACCCGCCAUGGGUUCCGCUCCAACUGGGUCGUCGACCCCAAAACCGGGGAAUAUUCAACCUCCAUCCCUUCCCCCACAGGAAUAGCCAGCGACCCCGAGCUGGCAGGUUACGGCGUCGCCCAAUCCAAAGAACUCGCCUCGCAUCUCGUCAACCUCUCCCCGCCCAUCGAACGCAUAUACUCCUCCCCUUUCUACCGCUGCAUCCAAACCAUCACCCCAACCGUCACCGCUCUCGCCUCCUCAGGCAAACCCCUCUCCCCGUCCACAACCAAAGUCCGUGGCGAAAAUGGUAUCGGGGAAUGGUACGGCAUGGCGCGGUUCGACCACCCUUCUCCUGCUGAACCCGCGGUCUUGAAGAAAUUGUUCCCGCAUUACGAUGAGGAGUAUAAACCUACUAUCAAACCGAGCGUGAAUGGUGAGACGUUGGGCGAGUUGCAUGAUAGAACGGCUUAUGCGCUGCAUAGGAUCAUCGAGCAGAGCGAUCGCGAGGGUGUAAAGGCUAUCUUGCUGUGUACACAUGCGGCGACGUUGAUUGCGAUUGGGAGAGCAUUGACAGGAAGGAUGCCGGAGGAUAUUGCGGAGGAGGAUUUCAAGCCAUUUACGUGUGGACUGAGUUCGUUUGUGAGAAGGGGGAAGGAGAAUAUGGAGGUGGGUGUAAAGGAGUGGGAGGGUCCUGAGACGGAGAUUCCGAGGGUGGACUGGAAGGGUGGUAGGGGUGUCGGAGGUGGUUGGAAUAUUACUGUUAGCGGUGAUUGCAGCUUCUUGAGUGGUGGUGAGGAGAGAGGAUGGAGGUUUUCUGGAGACGAGUCUUUCGAUCUUGCGGCUGGAGCUGGGGCUUCUGUGGAUGCUGGCACUGGUCUGGGAGUUGUGGUUGAGGGCAAGAAGGCACAGGGCACUUCUCUAAGCCCGUCACGAUUGUAG